GUUUUUCAAAAGAAGUGGAGGCAACAUGAAGAAUCAUUUGCUUUUCUGGGGAGUCCUGGCCAUUUUUGUUAAAGCUGUUCUUGUGACAGCUGAAGACAAAGAUGAAGGCACUGUUCUUGUUGACAACAAAUGUAAGUGUGCCCGGGUUACUUCCAGAAUCAUCCGUUCUGAAGAAGAUCCUAGCCAGGAUAUUGUGGAAAGAAACAUCCGAAUUAUUGUUCCUCUGAACAACAGGGAGAAUAUCUCUGAUCCCAACUCACCACUGAGGACCAAAUUUGUGUACCAUUUGUCUGACCUCUGUAAGAAAUGUGAUCCCGUGGAAGUGGAGCUGGACAAUCAGGUGGUUAUUGCCACUCAGAGCAAUAUCUGUGAUGAAGACAGUGAGACCUGCUAUACUUAUGACAGAAACAAGUGCUACACUAAUACGGUCCCACUGACCUAUGGUGGGAAGACCAAAAUGGUGACAACGGCCCUGACACCGGACUCUUGCUAUCCUGAUUAG
Messenger RNA from Orycteropus afer afer, 502 nucleotides. RefSeq names its product joining chain of multimeric IgA and IgM (gene JCHAIN). Lineage: Eukaryota; Metazoa; Chordata; Mammalia; Tubulidentata; Orycteropodidae. Gene Ontology annotation, biological process: humoral immune response. The record is from RefSeq and is a predicted model, not a curated record. Gene Ontology annotation, molecular function: immunoglobulin receptor binding. Gene Ontology annotation, cellular component: pentameric IgM immunoglobulin complex.